AUGAACAAACGCGGAAGUGAAUACUCAAAACGAUACCGCGAAAAAAAGAAAAAAGCACUCUUUGAUUCGCAGAAAUUAAUUGAAUCACUUGAGGAACAAAUUCGGCAAUUGAGUAUAGAAAACACUUCUUUGCGUAAUAAGAUACAGAAGUUGGAAAAAGAAAAGGACUCCAUUUCGUUAUAUGAUCAAUCGAGUAAAAACGUUAAUAUUUCAUCUUUUAAUCAAGAACUAAAUAAUACUAAUCUUAAUACAGAUUCCAAAACCCUGUUAUCUUCGCCGGAUCAAGAAAUUAAUAUUUCGUUGUCUAAUCAAGAACUAGAUAAUUCAGCUUAUAAUACUGUUAAUGGUAGCACAUCUCUUUCUGUUCCACCGAAUCGAGAGAUUAAUAUUUCGUCGUCUAAUCAAGAACUAAAUAAUUCAGCUUAUAAUAUUACCAAUGGAAACACAUCUCUUUCGCCCGAUCAAAAUCCAUUCUCUUAUGUUUCUCCACAGAAUCAAGAGAUUAAUGAGACUAACACUUCGUCUAAUCAAGUGCUACCUUAUACAGAUUUUACUAUUAAUGUAAACACACCUCUUUUGCUUGAUCAAAGUUUAAAUGAUUCAUCUUUUACUACUUUAUAUUUAAAUAAUCUUUUUUAA
Ambispora gerdemannii is the source of this 639-nucleotide messenger RNA. The record is from the annotation of a GenBank genome assembly. Lineage: Eukaryota; Fungi; Glomeromycota; Glomeromycetes; Archaeosporales; Ambisporaceae.